Hyalella azteca is the source of this 2113-nucleotide messenger RNA. RefSeq names its product multiple inositol polyphosphate phosphatase 1. Bases 209 to 1597 code for a protein of 462 amino acids. Gene Ontology annotation, molecular function: acid phosphatase activity; inositol phosphate phosphatase activity. The record is from RefSeq and is a predicted model, not a curated record. The transcript has 9 exons. Lineage: Eukaryota; Metazoa; Arthropoda; Malacostraca; Amphipoda; Hyalellidae.
GCCAUCAACACUGCCAUGUCCAGAUGUGACAGUUGGCCCGCAGGAGGUCAUCUACACAUCUCAAACAAAGCUAACAACAACAUUAUGUUUGCCUCAAUUGCCACAGCUCAUGUGUCGGCAUUACACACAUCCAUAAUUUGUUAUUUAGAGUCCUUACUGAAUUCUAUCAAAAUUGAGCUUCGAUAAACUACGUAUUUUUUGUUACAAUAUGAAUGUACUCAGUUUUGUAACGGCAGUAACGCUACUCUCCUUUUACACAUUAGCAAAUGCUGCCCGUGCCCAGAAAUUUUGCUUGGAUCAGACUGUAAGCAAAUCGCACUUCGCUACCCGAACAUCAUAUGUCAAUGCAUUUGAAGCAUACAACUUUUCCAAACCAGAUGUGCCACCUUUUAUCGGAAAAUGGUCGGACACUUGCAGUGUUGAGGCACAGCAAUUGUGGCUCAUUACACGCCAUGGCAUCAGGUAUCCUCUUCAGAACGAGAUGCAAAGGCUUCUGGCUACUCUUCCAAUUAUUGCACAGGAGCUGAUUUUCAAUCAUAAGGAAGGAAGAGGCUGCCUCUCAGAUGCUGAAGCAGAAAUCUUGGAGAAGUUCACACCACCGUUCAGCAAGCGAGAUGUUGGCCAGCUUGCUGAGGCAGGCGCUGAGGAACAGUUCAUGCUUGGCCAGUUCUGGAAAAAUCUCUUCCCCCAUUUAUUUGAGGAGCCAUAUUCUAGAGAUAUUUAUGAGGUGGAGUUCACAGUAGCCAACCGAACUGGUCAAAGUGCCUACCACUUUCUCCGAGGAGCUUUUGGAGAAGAUGUGGUUGCCAACAAUCCUCUACCUAAACCUCAUUCUCCAAACUUCAAGCUAAGGCCAUACAAGACAUGCCCAGCAUGGCAGGCAGAUGUGCUUAAGAGCAAAACUACGCUGCGUGAACAGAAAUUGUAUGAAAUGGAACCAGAGUUCUUGGCCAUGAUGAGAUCUGUGUCAGAACGACUCGGCUACGUGGAGACCAUGAGCGUUGAUGAUUUGUUGGCGGUGUAUGCGGAGUGUCGAUACGAGACAGCCUGGUGGCCUGUCCGAGAAAGCGUCUGGUGCAGAGCUUUCUCUGAGCGUGAUAUUCUGGUGCUUGAGUACCACCAGGCACUGAGGUAUUACUACGAGCAAGCGUAUGGAGGACCAGCUCUGAACUAUGAGAUGGCUUGCUCUACGGUCUCUGAUCUCCUCAAGCAAAUCAGGGAUAGAAUAUCAGGAAGUUCUCAACGCAAGGCUUCUCUCUACUUCUCGCAUGACAAGGAGCUGCUUUUCCUUUAUACUGCCCUGGGUUUGUAUCGACCAUCCUCUCCCCUCACUCACGACUCAAGAUCUGCUCACAUCGGGGGCCCUUUCGCUAUCAGUUCUUUGGUGCCUUUCUCCUCUAAUCUUGCAUUCGUGCUCUACAGUUGCAAUGACGGUGCAUACCGGGUGGGGGGCUUCCACUUGGGCAAACCGCUGUCGCUGUCUCCCCUGUGUCCUGAUGACACGUCAGGCACUUGUUCCUGGCCGAUAUUGAAGAUUGAAGACAUCGCGCAGUCUUGCAACAUACGCACGCUGUGUCGUCUGCGUGACGAACUCUGAACGCCGCGCAGUCUUGUAACAUACGCACGCUGUGUCGUCAGCGUGACGAACUCUGAACGCCGCGCAGUCUUGUAACAUACGCACGCUGUGUCGUCAGCGUGACGAACUCUGAACAUCGCGUAGUCUUGCAACAUACGCACGCUGUGUCGUCAGCGUGACGAACUCUGAACAUCGCGCAGUCUUGCAACAUACGCACGCUGUGUCGUCAGCGUGAAGAACUCUGAACGCUGCUCUUUGCACUGCAAUUUGCUGGAGCUGAGAAAUAGUCGAUUGUUUUUUUAUGUUGUGUAUGUGUUGUUUCAGUUUAUUUAUUGAUGAAGUGAAUUGUUACGAAUAUUUCGAUCUUCAUUUCAUGUUGCAAGAUGUUUCACAUAACUGCCCUGUGUGAUUAACUUCUUUGAAUGUUGCGAGUGUUCUUGCUGGUUUCUUUUCAUUGUUCGCCAUUUCAAAGUAUUGCUUCAUUUUAUUGCAUCGAAUAAUUUUUUGAAAAUUAUUCAAUAUUUAUCAAUAAUAAUA